Molecule: messenger RNA, 2782 nt
Organism: Closterium sp. NIES-67
Lineage: Eukaryota; Viridiplantae; Streptophyta; Zygnematophyceae; Desmidiales; Closteriaceae
Source: the annotation of a GenBank genome assembly
AUUUCAAUCUCACCACAGUGGUGAAGGCAUUCUUGGAGUUCCCCCUGGUGUAGGUUCUACCAAGCGCGCCGUUUACCUGCGUCACCAUUACUGCUCAAGAACCUAGCAAAACUUUCUGCUACGUCUCUAAUCCCGCAGAAGCCCUUCCGAGCGGGCCACUGGUUACUUUGCUCGUCGUAGAGCCUGGUCACAAUUUUCCGUUCAGCGCUUAUCAGGCCCCUCACCCCUAUCACCGUCUCAUAGCUGGCGCUGCUGCCGUCUUCACUAAUCAUCUACGUCUCACAGUUGUUCCGUCAAAUUCAUAGAGCGAAUUCCUCGAUCCAGUCAUGACCCGAUCUAUAGCCGCAGCGGCGGCCCGGUUCGCCCGGCGUGGUGCGUCCCUUAUAACGAGUGCUCAGCAGCAAUCCCACCUCGCGUCGCAUCCGCUUCGAUACAGUCACACCCCGGCGAGCACCGCACCCCUCGCGCCGUUGCUCGCCCUGCGGUCGCGGUUGUUAACCGCGGAAAGCGUUCCGGCGGAGAGUGUUACAAUCGAACGUGCUUCAAACGAGAGCGCUGCCGUGAAGACCGCUUUUGCGCAGAAGGCUCCAUCCUCCGAAGCCGACGAGCCGAUUACGCUGGAUGUGAAGGGGGUGGAGAUGCGAGGACGGCCUCUGUACCUCGAUAUGCAGGCCACUUCCCCUGUCGAUCCCCGCGUCUUGGACGCCAUGCUGCCAUAUUUCACCGAUUUCUACGGCAACCCGCACUCGCGCACGCACCUGUACGGGUGGGAGAGCGAGGACGCGGUCGAGACUGCUCGGCAGCAGGUGGCGUCCCUGAUCGGCGCUAGUCCCAAGGAAAUCAUUUUCACUUCUGGAGCUACUGAGUCGAACAACAUUGCCAUCAAGGGCGUGGCACACUUCUACAAGGACAAGAAGCGCCAUGUGAUCACCACUCAAACCGAGCACAAGUGCGUGCUGGACUCGUGUCGGCACCUGCAGCAGGAAGGCUUCGACGUCACUUACCUGCCAGUCAACUCCGAUGGUCUGGUGGACGUCGAAACCCUAAAAGCCGCGAUCCGCCCCGACACCGUCCUGGUUUCAGUAAUGACCGUCAAUAACGAGAUCGGGGUCAUCCAGCCGUUGGCGGAAAUCGGGCAGCUCUGCCGGGCAAAGAAAAUAUUUUUCCACACCGAUGCGGCGCAGGCCGCAGGGAAGAUCCCGCUAAGCGUCGACGCGCUAAACAUCGAUCUCCUGUCACUUAGCAGCCACAAGAUCUACGGCCCAAAGGGGGUAGGCGCGCUGUAUGUGCGGCGCCGGCCGAGGGUGAGACUCGAGCCCCAGAUGAGCGGGGGAGGGCAGGAGAGGGGGCUCCGAUCCGGAACUGUCCCCACCCCCUUAGUAGUCGGCCUAGGGGCGGCGUGUGCCAUCGCCGAAGCGGAGUUGGAGCGCGAUUACCGCCACGCGGAGCGCUUAAAGAAGCGGCUCUUGGAGGGGAUAACAUCGCAGCUGGAAGGCGUGGUGAUCAACGGCAGCGAUGAGCCGGGGAAGCGGUACCCGGGCAAUCUGAACCUCUCGUUUGCGUAUGUGGAGGGGGAGAGCCUGCUGAUGGGGCUGAAGGAGAUUGCAGUGAGCAGCGGCAGUGCAUGCACGAGCGCGAGUCUGGAGCCCAGCUAUGUGCUGAGGGCGCUGGGAGUGGAAGAUGAGAUGGCGCACACGUCCAUAAGAUUCGGGUUUGGCCGCUUUACAACCGAGGAAGAGGUUGACAGGGCUGUGGCGCUGACAGUGCACCAAGUGAAUCGGCUGAGAGAGAUGAGUCCUCUGUGGGAGAUGGUGCAGGAAGGAAUCGACAUCAAGACCAUCCAGUGGGCCCAGCACUAAGCAAGCAUGGCACGCAGUAGAUUCAUGCCUGAGGCUACAUCAGAGUGAACACUUUACGGGCAGGAUGAGGGUGAUAAGAGCCAACUGGGAGAUGGUGCAGGAGGGAUUUGACGUCAACACGACGAGUGACCAUUCCGUGAGCACAGCGCCAGCACGAUGGCUCGUGUUGCAGCAGUCUACCUGUAGAACUUAAGAAUUUUGGGGAGGAGAUUGCGAUUGAUGCCAUUAGUUUUGCUACUGCUUCAAAUGGCUAGCAGCUAUGGAUGCGGGGCUCAUGAAUGCUUGAUGCGUUUUGAAUGCUUGAUGCGUUUUGAAUGCUUGAUGCGUUUUGAAUGCUUGAUGCGUUUUGAAUGCUUGAUGCGUUUUGAAUGCUUGAUGCGUUUUGAAUGCUUGAUGCGUUUUGAAUGCUUGAUGCGUUUUGAAUGCUUGAUGCGUUUUGAAUGCUUGAUGCGUUUUGAAUGCUUGAUGCGUUUUGAAUGCUCUUCUACCUAUACACUGGAACUGGAAGAUGGUUCCCAAAAAACGCUUGUAACGAAUGUGCUUGGAGGAGGCUUUCUUUGACGAACAGCUGGUCGUUGCUUGGCAACUUCUAGUCGUUGACACGUCCUCGCGUGCUUCGUCAGCUGCAGCCACGUGCUCUCCUGUGCCCCCACACCUCCAGCCAUGCCGAGCCUCCACGUUCUUCACCGAGCCAAGCCACCUGAUACUCCCUGGUUUACGAAGCAGGCAGUUGGAGCCAAACCUGGGAUUCGGGCCCGGAAGUGGUCCAGCCUCAGUGACACGUUGCGCGCUCCGGUUGGUGGUUGUUACCAAAACCUGGGGAGCGAGGUGCUGAAGAAUCUUGCCUGGCUUGAGCUGUUGUGUGCUCCACCGUACAGAACAGCUGUAAACCUCUUUAACGUACACUUCGAUUUGGUUGGCCU